AUGGGUCUGCAGAAUAUGCAAAAUCAGAAUAUGAAUUUGGUUUUGUCCACUGAUGCAAAGCCUAGGCUAAAAUGGACUCCAGAACUUCAUCAGAGAUUUGUUGAAGCAGUCAAUCAGCUUGGAGGUGCAGACAAGGCCACACCAAAGACUUUGAUGAGGGUGAUGGGAAUUCAUGGACUCACUCUGUACCACCUAAAGAGCCAUUUACAGAAAUAUAGGCUAGGGAAAAGCCAACAAUCAGAAAACUGCAGUGACAGUUUGCAAGAAGAUUACAAAGAGAUUCAGAGCAGUGAUGGCCAUUUCUGCACAGAUAUCAAUGAUGAAACUCACAGCCGGAUAAAUGAAAGCGCCCAGAUAGCUCAGUCUCUCCGAUUGCAAAUGGAAGUGCAGAGGAAACUACAUGAGCAAAUCGAGGUGCAGAGACAUCUUCAGUUACGAAUCGAAGCUCAAGGGAAGUAUUUACAAUCAGUACUAAAGAAAGCACAGGAAACUCUUUCUGGGUAUAAUUCUUCAUCAGUGGGUGUAGAACUUGCAAAGGCUGAAAUCUCUCAGUUAGUUUCAAUGGUCAACAAUGGCUGCCCCAGUUCUUCAUUCUCAGAGUUGACAGAAACAGGAACUCCAACCCUAAAAGACAUUGAAAGGAAGCAAAUUAGAGGCACAAUUUGUUCAAUGGAAAGUUCCCUCACAUCUUCUGAAAGCUCAGGGAGACAGGAAGAAAAGUCUAAUACAACCUGUGUAGAACUACCAUUAAUGGAAAUUCACCCAGAAGUGAAGUCAUUGAAUAAUGUUACAAGCAACAAUCAAAAUCACGGGAUUGGGAGGAAGAGAAGUAUAAGCAGUUCCAUUUCUGAUGGGAUGUGUGUCGAGCAACCAGUUGCUAAAAGAUCAUCAGCAACACACACAGAUAAAAGUGGCAACCAUCUGAGAUUUGUCACAAUUGAUUUGAAUAGCAAGUAUCAGAAUGACAUUGAUUCUGGUUCAAAAGUACUAGACUUGAAUUCCAAGGGAAUUUAAUACCUUAAAGUGGAAACCAUCUGGGUUUAGAGCAAAUCUUGUAUUAUAUACUAUGUACAUUGUUAUAUGUAUGGACCCUUUUGAAAGGAUAUUCAUAUCAAAAGAAGGUAUUGUAUAAUGUA
Molecule: messenger RNA, 1136 nt
Organism: Rosa chinensis
Lineage: Eukaryota; Viridiplantae; Streptophyta; Magnoliopsida; Rosales; Rosaceae
Product: myb family transcription factor PHL8
Exons: 6
Coding region: 1-1014 (337 amino acids)
Molecular function (GO): DNA-binding transcription factor activity; DNA binding
Source: RefSeq, a predicted model, not a curated record